Paramisgurnus dabryanus is the source of this 1443-nucleotide messenger RNA. RefSeq names its product DNA damage-inducible transcript 4-like protein. Gene Ontology annotation, cellular component: cytoplasm. The record is from RefSeq and is a predicted model, not a curated record. Gene Ontology annotation, biological process: negative regulation of signal transduction. Lineage: Eukaryota; Metazoa; Chordata; Actinopteri; Cypriniformes; Cobitidae.
GAAGUAGCCUACUGUAUAAAUACAGAGAGAAGUGAAAGAGAAGAUACUCAUUUCAUUCUCUGACAUUCAUGGAAGGAUCAAUGAAAGUGUUUGUGUUUGUGAAAGAGGAGCUCGAGUUCGCGGGGAAUCACUCGAUCAAAUGGUUUAUACACAAGCUUUGCUCUUCGCUAACGGGAUGUCCCGAAAAACCGAGCAGCAAAACCUAGCAAAGAGUUUAAGGUUUCGGAACUUUGGAUCACAUAACGAUCCCUGCGGAAGGCUCAUGAAAGCAGAAAGCUUGUCAAGUCUUGGAUCUCAGUGCAGUUUGGUGGAGGAAGAAAGCGACGAGGCUUGUCUUCAGCUCGAUCUGUCCAAACGUAUUGAAAAGUGCCUUUCUGAUGCCAAAAAGUCAAGUCUGCGCUGCCAGGAGCUGCGUCUGCCCAGGUGCAUGACCGAGCGUGUGGCUGGAGACAUCCUGCGCGCAUCUGAGGAUGAGCCGUGCGGGAUACGGGGGGCUUUAAUCCAUGUGUUCCUGGAUAACAAGGGCGAACUACAAAAACUGGGCACCGUGACGGCUGAUGAGUGUCUCACCCCCACCUUUGAGCUGUCACUCAUCUUACAGGCCGAUAAGGACGGAUGGCCGCCGCUGAAAAUCCUAUUCGGUUCUGGGAAAAACGUGCUCAGUCUGAGACGGGAAUAUCGGCUGAUUAAAAGGAAACUCUACUCAUCUGCCACUCCUAUUGUACUUGAAUUUUAUUAAGACUGAUAGGAUGUAAUUAUAGGGAUAAAGGAAACGAUAAGGUCCAAACUUUCCUUAAACUAUAGGAAAACUUUUGCACUUUCAUUUAUAUUGUUACAUUAUGCACUGAAUGUCUUAAGAGUGUAUAACUGUCAUAUUAUUGGAAUAUUAUUCAUUAAGUAUUGUAUUGGUUAAUAUAAUUUAAAUGCCUACAUUCACUGAUCUGUUAAGCUAUAAAAUGUUAAUGACUUAAGUUAUUCUACUGUAGUUUUGCAGACAAGUCUUAAAUCAAGUACUACACUAAAAUGCAUGUUUCAGCGAUCUUAUCUGAAAACACUUAUAAAAUAUAUUAGUGCCAUUGUCCAAAUCCUGACUUAAUCUAAGCCUUGUCUGUGAAAUUGGGCCAUAAAGUGUUAAACUCUGUAUAAGACACUACAUUGUCACCUGCUGAUAUUGAUGUUACUGUGACAUAAGAUUUCAAACAUUACUUUAAAUGGUGUGCGUUUUGUAUGUCUAUGGUAUUGUUUGCACAUUUUGUUCAGGGAUAUAGAAAGGUUUAUAUAUGAAUCAUUCUGGUUGUUUACAUUGAUGGUAUUGAUCAUUGUUAGUGUUUUCUUGGAAAUUAAAAAUGAUAGACAAGCUGGUAUUGUCUUCCAGAAAACCAAAACUACUAAAUCAUUUUUGAAAGUGGAAUUUGAAAGUAACACAAUAAACAGUUAAAAAAA